ACAGCUUCGCCUCAACGUCCACCAUCUCCUCACUCUACCAUGGCAUUUGGCUUGACGAUUGGUACUGAGCGUGCUACGGCAUUGCAGAACGCAAUCCAAGAUGAACUCACAAAGCGAGGGUAUAGCCCUGACGCAGAUCCUGUCAUGGCAGAAUACAUUACUAUCAUGAUUAUUAACAAUAAGACUCCCGCUCAGAUAUCGUCAGAGUUGGAAGAUCUCAUUGGCUCCGAAUUUGAUGCAAAUUUCGUCGACUGGCUUUUUGCUGAGGUAUCGAAGGCUGCACCAGAAGCUGAAUCAUCAACCGCUCCUGCUCCUGAGCCUGCGCCCUCUGCCGUACCUCCCCCUACCCACGAAACUCCCCCGCAUGUGCAAAACGAGCUACCAAGACGACCCCCAAAUGGCCCGCGCGCCGGCCCCUUUCAGCAAGCUAUCGCACAAGCUCUUCCUUCUACUUUACCUUCCGCACAGAAACGUCCUGCAUCCGCACGUUCGCCUUCACCAAGUGGACAUGCGCACAAGACGCGACGGAUGGACCUACCUACCGGGCCACGCGCAAUGCAAAGAGACGGUCUCAGCAACAUGCCGAGUGGCUCUCGCAGUCUUCUCGAACGUAUGAGCUCUCCACGGAAUGGUCACUUCGUGAAGGAUGACAUUCAAGCUCGUAUUGACAACAUCACCGCACAGAACCCGGAGAUGGCUAUGUUGAUGGGCGGCGCACCCCAAGGCUUCCCGAUGAGCGGUAUGCCUGGGAUGGAUAUGGCGGCGAUGCAGAUGACAAAUCCGAUAAUGCUGCAGGAGAUGAUGAUGAACCAGAUGGCGUUAAUGACGCAAAUGGCGGGGGCGAUGGGAAUUCUCAACCCUGCAGCGAUGAAUAUGAACGGCUUUCCGAUGCAACCGGGCAUGGAUAUGAACAUGAUGGGUGGCAUGAAUGGUCAGCAAGGUAUGAGCGGGCGGGGAAGGGGCAGGGGAAGGGGCGGCAUGCGGGGCGGACACGGAGGACGAGGAGGCCAUACCCCGGCACCGUCGUCGAGCAUGUUGGACAAUGCACCUCCUGCACCUGCUAUGAAAGCUGAGCAGGCACCAACUGUUGCAGCUAUGCCUACCCCGAUCAUCGCAGCACCGACCCCGGUCGUUGCUCCUCAAAUCACGCCGUCUACGUCCCAGAGCCGGUCAGGUUUCGUCCCCCCGGAACGACCUCAAUCACCUACACUCUGCAAAUUUGGUGUAAAAUGCUCCAACUCAGUCUGCCGGUAUUCACAUCCUUCCCCUGUCGCCACUCCGGAGAGCGGUGUUGUUCUCAGCAACGAGCCUUGCGAGAAUGGCAAGGACUGCAAAGACAAGGACUGUGUCAAGUCCCAUGUAAGCCCCGCCGUAUUGAAGGCAACCGGUGAGCAGCUUAAUCCCAAGGCACCAGCGUUCACGCCAGGCGCUGCUCAAUCUCCCGCUCCCUCGCAUCAGUCCCAAAUUCCCUGCCGCUUCGGCGCAGCCUGUACACGACCAGGCUGCGCUUUCCUUCACCCCAACCAGAAGCCAGCGAACUCGGUCUCGCAGCCGUGCCGGUUCGGCACUGCCUGCACAAGGGCGACGUGCCCCUUCCAACACCCCGAGGGACGCGUGUUACCUACGACGUUCCAUCGCGGCUUGUCAGCUUCCGGAGGGCUUGUCACCGUCUCAACGCCGGAGACGGGCAGCAUGGGUGCACAUAGCCACAACAAGAGCGUUACGUUCAAUAAUCCGGCUAAGACUGGUGCGAACGGCGCUGCAUCGAGCGCGGCGGAGCUGGAGAAGAGGGUAAAGGAGGUUGAGGAGAAGAAAGCCCAGGCCUUGCAGGCCGUCGCACAGGCGGAGGCUGCCGCAGCUGCAAAGAAGGACGACUCGAAGCCCCCAGUUCCGAUAUCCGCAUAAUGUGUUGACAUCCACGUUCGCACGCUCGGUCACCCAAAAAAAUAGCUGCACAUGGCGGGACCAUCUCUUAGAAGUAACGAUUAUCAUUCCUCUGCCCAUGUAAUAUUAUCCUCGAGCUUAGCUUACAUCAGUGCUUCUCUUUCUCUCGUCUGUCUCUAUACCUCUUUCUGCUAGUGUAGCACUCGACUUCCCUUUUUUUUGGAGAGGCCGUAUCAAUUGGAGAGAUGCUCAGAAGGAGGUCUGCGACGACGCUGCGUUCCUCUGGCAUAUUCCCCUCCC
This is a messenger RNA of Phanerochaete carnosa HHB-10118-sp, 2184 nucleotides long. RefSeq lists its product as uncharacterized. Gene Ontology annotation, cellular component: nucleus; cytoplasm. Gene Ontology annotation, biological process: regulation of mRNA stability. The record is from RefSeq and is a predicted model, not a curated record. The transcript has 7 exons. Gene Ontology annotation, molecular function: poly(A) binding. The coding region runs from base 40 to 1905 and encodes 621 amino acids. NCBI's taxonomy places the organism in Eukaryota, Fungi, Basidiomycota, Agaricomycetes, Polyporales, Phanerochaetaceae.